GAUGACAUUGAUACUUACCAAACUUCUCCGGGAACUUCCUAACCAUGUAAAUUUUAAGAAAGAUUUCAGCAUCUGCAUUUAUAUAAUUGCUUAUUUUAGAAAUUCUUUAACGUUAAAUAUAAACCGGCCUUAUAGUUUUCCUUGUAAAGAAGCAAAUGUGACGUUGGAAAAAUCCCCUACUCCGAAGCCUAAUUCUAAUUAACACGAACGAGUUUAUUUGAAUAUAUCAUACAUAAAAAUUGAAGAAUCCGUUUGACGAGCAUUUUACUUUAAAGAAACUUAUAAGAUAAUUCAUGAACUAUGGUGUGGCCACCGUUAUCUAUGACUAUAUAAAAUGCAUUGAACUUUCACUUUCGUUUUCACAAUCGUCUGUAAAUCUGCGGCUUUCGAGGGUCGUUUGGAAAAGGUCCAGAAGUUGGUGUUUGGAAAAUGGGAGGCGGCAGCAGUAAGCCUACUGAACCAUCCAACCUUAAUGAAAUCCUCCGAAGAGCGAUGCCUGUGCAGCAAGUGGUGCGAGUGGUGGAACAGGAGAGGAAACCAAAGAUCCUUGAUAAACCAUGGAGGGAUGUUAUGUGGGACGGGAGUGCACGAACCAAAAUCUUGAAAUUCCUGAAAGAGUACAAGCCCCCUGUUGAUUCAGUGCCUCGGGCUCGGAUUCUUCUAAUUGGUUUAGUUGGUGCUGGAAAAUCAAGCUUCUUCAACUCCAUCAACUCGAUCUUCCGUGGCAACAUAACAAGCCAAGCUGAAGCAGGAGACAUGGGAACCAGCCUGACCUUGAAGUAUCGCACUUACAAGGUAAAGGCAAGCCGAGGUGGACCGCCUCUGGCAUUCCUACUGUGUGACACUAUGGGAUUGGAGGCAGCUGCAGAUGGAGGGGUGAAAACUGAAGAUAUAGUGAGCAUCCUGAAGGGCUACGUACCAGACAGGUACCAGUUCAACCCUGUGCAGGAAAUGGUUACUGAUGACUGUCAGACAUGCAGCGAAAUGCCACUUCAGGACAGGAUCCACUGUGUGGUGUAUGUGAUAGAUGCCACCAAACUUGCAAUUAUGCCCCAAGGAAUGAAGAACAAAGUUGAUGAAAUCCGAAAGAAAACAAAGUAUCAUGAAGUCCCUCUAAUGGUGCUACUGACCAAAGUGGACAAAGCGUGCCCACUUGUUGAAAAGGAUUUGAAGAACGUCUACCGUAGCUGCUACAUAAAGGAGUUGAUCGAUAAAGUGCAUCAAAGUCUGGGCAUCCCAGUGUUAAAUGUGCUUCCAGUGAAGAAUUACUCUCAUGAGCUUGAUUUGAAUGACACCUGUGACAUCCUGCUCCUCACCGCCAUGCAGAAGAUGCUCAACUUUGCUGACAAUUGCUUUGACAACUGGGAGGAAGACACAGACUAGAUGAAUACAUUAUAUCUGGGGGCAAUGCUGAUGCCUCACUCUGAUGCUGUCGAGAGCUGCUGUCCAUGUUCUUGUGUUUCUUGUGUUCUAUAACACACAUUAGGUCCCCGUAAACCUGCAUUAGCCUAUUUCCUUACCUUUCCUUACACACAAACCUUUUAACACCUUGGAUUCAAAAUUCUCUUUUCACUUUGGUAUGAAUGAAAAAUGCAUAAAUACAAUCAGAUAUAUAAUACAUGAUCAAGUAUACACUGUGGAAGUUAAAAAAAUUGGACGGACAAAAAAUGAAAUACUGGCUCCUUAGAGUAGGAGAGGUAUCCUGUUAAUUGCAUCUGUUCGAACAUGGAUUCCCCCGAAUGCAAAGAAGCCCCAGACUGACAAAUCAACAUACUUUUCAUACUGUGCCUUUUCUGCUAGUGAUGCUCCUGCACAAGCUCACCAGCUGCUCACCUGCUGUUUUCUUGCUAGAUCAUCUCCAGUUCAUAUAAUCUUCCAAGGCCUUUCACUCCCUAUCCUCUCAAAUCUUGCCUUUCCUUACUCACUCUCAUCAUUUCUGACAACCUCCAGACACUUCAUUAAAAAUAAUAUAACAUUUCUAUACUUUGUACAUCAAUUUUGAGAGUAUACGUAUCACAUGUUCUUAAGCUACACUGAUUCAGUUAUUUGAUUCCUUCCCACUGAAUCUAAGUAUUCCAUAUUACCCAUGUUCUCUAAUCCAGCAAAGCAAGAGUCAGUCUCACAUUCACCACCACUGUGUUCUACACAAAGCGACAGCCAGGGUAGGUUCUACGCAAACUAAGAGCUUCCUCCCAGACGGGAGAGUAAUUAUGGGUCAUGGGGGCACACUCUGAAACCAGGCACAAACCUCUUAGUCACAUUUGUAGUGAAUAACCAUAUUUUCAGUGAAAAAAUGCCCAAGGCAUUGACCACAAUCCCAGUAGCUCUCAGCUCUCUUACUUAUUAAUUUUUUAGGGGUACCAGACUUAGGUAAAUUUCUCUUCCACAACACUGUAACCCUACACUGGAUUAGAUGCUAAGCUAAUAAAAAUAA
This is a messenger RNA of Brienomyrus brachyistius, 2434 nucleotides long. RefSeq names its product interferon-induced protein 44-like. Gene Ontology annotation, molecular function: GTP binding. Lineage: Eukaryota; Metazoa; Chordata; Actinopteri; Osteoglossiformes; Mormyridae. The coding region runs from base 430 to 1383 and encodes 317 amino acids. The record is from RefSeq and is a predicted model, not a curated record. The transcript has 7 exons.